AUGACCCCUAAUAAGUGGAUGACUAAACUCUAUCAAGCGUUCACUAAAUACAGACUCACUAUUUACAUGUUUGGUGAUACAAAUCAAUGUGAUCCAGUAGAACCAACUGAUAUGUUUUAUGAUUAUUUCACAUUCAUUCCAAUCUCAGAGAUGUGCCCGCGACGGGUUGAAAUGAAGUAUAUAGAAGAAUAUGCUCGAUACGACCCACAAACACGGGAUCUGUUAACCAAGUUUCUCAUGAGUGGUACUAUCAAACACCAAUUUCAACCACCAAAAGAUAGUUACCAUAAUAUAUGCUAUCUGAAUAAAACAAGGCGGCAUGUCACGCAAGAAUGCUGCGAUAGAUUUACUGAAAAUGAAGAAUAUUAUGAGAUCGAUUUCAAGUAUCAAGGACACCGGGAAAAGUAUAAAGUAACAACCGGAAUGCCAAUGUUGGUGACACAAAAUAUGCGCAAUAAAGAUAUGUUUAAUAUGGAGCAGUACAACAUUGAAAAUAUUGAGGAAAAUGAAGACGGUAAUCUCAAUUUUAUUCUUAAU
Porites evermanni is the source of this 537-nucleotide messenger RNA. The record is from the annotation of a GenBank genome assembly. Lineage: Eukaryota; Metazoa; Cnidaria; Anthozoa; Scleractinia; Poritidae.